AUGUUUGUCGUCGUCGUGGCGCUGGCCUGCCUCGCCGUCUUCGUCUUCGCGGUGACCACAGGCUCGUCGGGCCACCGGGUGCCGAGCCGGGAGUUCCUCGAGUACGACCUGGACGACUACUCGGGCUGGCUGCGCGCCCGCCUGGACGCGCCGGGACGCUGGGACCGGAUCAAGGCCUGCCUGGCCGCCACGCCCACCUGCUCCGACUUCAACGGGACGUACGCCAACGCGCAGGACCUGUUCACGGCGGCCCCGAACAGGAUGACCCCUCUGCAGUCGGGGUGCUGCAAGCCUCCGACGAGCUGCGGCUACACCUUUGUGACCCCGACGUACUGGAUCAGCCCCAUCAGCGCCACCGCCGACCCCGACUGCGCCGCCUGGAGCAACGAGGAGGACAAGUUCUGCUACUCGUGCGCCUCCUGCAAGGCCGGCCUGCUGCAGAACCUCCGCAGGGAGUGGCGCCGCGCCGACCUCAUCCUCGCCGUCGCCGCUGUCCUCCUCCUCGCUGUCUACGCCAUGGGCUGCUACGCGUUCCGCACGGCCAAGACCGACGAACUCUUUCGCCGCUACAGGCAGGGCUACACAUGA
Molecule: messenger RNA, 588 nt
Organism: Miscanthus lutarioriparius
Lineage: Eukaryota; Viridiplantae; Streptophyta; Magnoliopsida; Poales; Poaceae
Source: the annotation of a GenBank genome assembly